Messenger RNA from Chlamydomonas reinhardtii, 1417 nucleotides. RefSeq lists its product as uncharacterized. Bases 106 to 279 code for a protein of 57 amino acids. The record is from RefSeq and is a predicted model, not a curated record. NCBI's taxonomy places the organism in Eukaryota, Viridiplantae, Chlorophyta, Chlorophyceae, Chlamydomonadales, Chlamydomonadaceae. The transcript is spliced from 3 exons.
CUUUUAUCAUAGCUGUAUUACGUUUGAGCUUACUACAGUACUCGGCCUUGCCGCUUUCCCAAUACAUCGCUCGCUCCAUUUCCUUCUGUAAGGCGCAAAGCACAGAUGGCGAAGGCCCAGCAAGUGGUCUCACCGUUUGAGAAGGCCAUGAUGGUCAUCGUUGGCAUUAUUACGGGCAUCGUUGUGGGCUACUGCGUGAUGGAGACUGCGGAGGCGGUAUUCGCUGCCAGCGAUACAACCUUCAUCAACCAGCCCGGCCACGUGGGCGGGAACAUCUAAGCGCGAACCCUUGGUCGCGUCCUUCACGGACCUAUGGAGCACAGGCAGCAGCUAGCCACAUGGGCACACAGCCGUCGUGCCGUGCCGCUACUGCGCGUCUGCGGGCUCCACCGCGGCCGCUGCUGUUGCCUCCGGCGCGAGGCCCUGCUGCGCCAGUGCAUUGGCGGCUGCUCGCCGCAGCAGCGCUUGCUGGGCUGCAGGGACGUCGCCGGCCAGCCACUGCUUCAUGGCACUGGCCUGCAGCGCGCGGCCAAAGGAGAAAGACAGCGCCCAGGGCCUGCGUGCGCGUUGGGGAUGGGGACACCAGAUGGGGAGGUGGGAAGUUUGCGAAGGUUUGAGUACAGGUAGUGCAGCAGGCAGGCACAGACGCGUGGGCGGUGUGGGUAGUAUAGCGAAGUAGACGAGGACCCGUGACGAGGACGCAGAAGUGACGAUUUUCGACUGCGGGAGCAGUCAUCGUAGCUAGAAGAGCAUCUGUAGCACUUGUCGUGAUGACAGGGCCUUGGAACGCUCUGGCAACAAGCAAGUGGAAGCACCUGCGGGCCAGCGCCCACUCACAGCGGCUUGCCGGCGGCCCUGCGCUCGGCGGCCAGUCGGCCCAGGGCCGCCAUGUGGGUGGUGGCCAGCUCCUCGCUCUGGCCGCCAGACAGGAAGACGACACCCGGCAGGGCGCGAGGCACGGUGCCCAGCAGCACGCGCAGCGUCACCUGCGCCACCUGCGGGGUGCGGCGGUGGUGGGCAGUGCGGUGAGAGGAGGCGGCAGGGCAAGGGAUGGGGCGAGGUACAGUUCGCAGAGUGGCGGCGGUGAUGUGCAAUGGAGUGUGAGCGUGUUCCGCGCUACGGUAUAAGGGUGACCAGGGAGGGCUAGUUGCUUGGUUGGCAUGCAGCGUGAACGCUGAGAGAGUACUAUGCCGAUAAGAACCAGUGCAUGUUGUGAGCAUUAUUGUGAGCAUAUAGUCCGGUAAUGGACCACAUGCGUGCGUCUGCGUGGAUGCAUCAGGGUGUGGGUAUUGUUGUGGGUGUGCAAUGGUCUGUUGGGUCUGGUGUGUUAUCAGCAGGAGCAUGCAAGUGCUUGGCAUGACAUACAGAAUUGUUACAGGCGAUCGCCGAAUCCCGUGUGUAAGCACUUGAUACUGAG